This is a messenger RNA of Sphaeroforma arctica JP610, 231 nucleotides long. RefSeq lists its product as hypothetical. NCBI's taxonomy places the organism in Eukaryota, Ichthyosporea, Ichthyophonida. The annotation marks the transcript as partial. The record is from RefSeq and is a predicted model, not a curated record. The transcript has a single exon.
CGUACUCUAGUACAUAUGGAGAGGCUAACCAAGAUACUGCCGAGACCGGCGACGGUUGUAUGCACUCUGUGUUUAUUGGGUAACAUUGCUGGGCUAUCAAUUGUGCUGCAGGAGACGUAUGAGAGUGUAUAUUACAUUCAUUUGCCUGUGGCAGAACCGAACAUUGCUGAUCUCAAGGGAGAGGGCACUGCGUUAUACGAUUACAUAGUAUGUGACUUGUCAAUUAUAUAG